Molecule: messenger RNA, 1152 nt
Organism: Fusarium mangiferae
Lineage: Eukaryota; Fungi; Ascomycota; Sordariomycetes; Hypocreales; Nectriaceae
Product: putative CDC11-septin
Exons: 7
Coding region: 1-1152 (383 amino acids)
Biological process (GO): cytoskeleton-dependent cytokinesis
Cellular component (GO): septin complex; septin ring; cell division site
Molecular function (GO): molecular adaptor activity; GTP binding; GTPase activity
Source: RefSeq, a predicted model, not a curated record
AUGUCGUCCAUGGGCAAGAUGAUCCGUCGAAAGAAGAAUGUCAAGAAGGGUAUUCAGUUCUGCCUGAUGGUCUGCGGUGCUUCAGGCACUGGCCGUACCACCUUUGUCAACACACUUUGCGGGAAGAGCGUUCUCGAUCAUAAGGAGUCCGACGAUGCUGGUAGCGCCCACGUUGAGGACGGUGUCAAGAUCAAGCCCAUCACUGUUGAGCUCGAGCUUGACGAGGAGGGCACUCGCAUCUCCCUUACAAUUGUCGACACCCCCGGCUUUGGUGACCAGAUCGACAACGAGGCUAGCUUCUCAGAGAUCGUUGGCUACCUCGAGAGACAAUAUGAUGAUAUUCUUGCCGAGGAGUCUCGUAUCAAGCGUAACCCCCGCUUCAGAGACAACCGAGUCCACGCCAUGCUUUACUUUAUCACCCCCACUGGUCAUGGCCUCCGAGAACUCGACAUCGAGCUCAUGAAGCGCCUCGCCCCCCGUGUCAACGUUAUCCCCGUUAUUGGCCGCGCCGAUUCGCUCACCCCCGCCGAGCUCGCCGAGUCCAAGAAGCUGGUUAUGGAGGACAUCGAGCACUACCGCAUUCCCGUCUACAACUUCCCCUACGAUAUUGAGGAGGACGAUGAGGAUACCGUUGAGGAGAACGCUGAGCUCCGUGGCCUUAUGCCUUUCGCUAUCGUUGGAUCUGAGGAGGUUGUUGAGAUUGGUGGCCGCAAGGUUCGCGCUCGUCACUACCCCUGGGGUGUUGUCGAGGUUGACAACCCUCGUCACUCCGACUUCCUUGCCAUUCGAUCUGCCCUGCUUCACAGCCACUUGGCUGAUUUGAAGGAAAUCACCCACGACUUCUUGUACGAGAACUACCGUACCGAGAAGCUGUCUAAGAGCGUCGAGGGUGCUUCUGGAAAUGCUGAUAGCUCAAUGAACCCUGAGGAUCUUGCCUCUCAGUCAGUGCGCCUCAAGGAAGAGCAGCUCCGACGAGAGGAGGAGAAGCUCCGCGAGAUCGAACUCAAGGUGCAGCGCGAGAUCAACGAAAAGCGACAAGAGCUGCUGGCCCGCGAGUCCCAGCUCCGAGAGAUCGAAGCCCGCAUGCAACGAGAGGCUGCUUCUCAGGCCAAUGCCACACCCGAGCCCAAUGGCGAGGAGCCACUCAACUAG